AUGGGUGCGCGCUUCGUAGUCGAAGACAAUAGCGGUAGAAUACGUCUUAUGUCAAGCUCUGCUACUGGGGGCCAACUUGCUAUUGACGGAGCUAGGGCUGCCGGAGUCCCUGACACCCUUCGAGGGGAAGAGGCACUGAUCAACCUUCAAAGGCUCGUUAGAGCCCAUUUUGCUGGCACAUACGGCCUCAAUUGGGUGGCUGUUGGAGAGGUCGACCCCACGCACGAUAAAUAUCCUUUUAUGCUAGUUGGCUUCUUCUUUGAAGGUCCGAAUGGAAAUCCUCCCUUAAUGGAGGUUGGCCUCUCGCGAUCGGCUCUGAAAAAGAUUAUCUCGCCACGAGAAGCAGAUAGACUCAUUUCAGAAGCUUUGACUUAUGAUUCUAAUGUUGCUUUGGAAGAUGCUAUCUCGGGCUUGGCUGGCCUGAGUAUAAAGUCUGGUGGAAAUCCAAUUGGGCUUCCCGCAGCUCCGCAAGCAUCUCUCUUUGGGUCUAACCAGCACCCCACCCAGCAACCUGCGCAACCAUCUCUCUUUGGAUCUAACCAGCGACCUCAGAUGCAGCAACCUGCGCAACCAUCUCUCUUUGGAUCUUUCCAGAAACCUCAGAUGCAGCAACCCACGAAACCAUCUCUCCUUGGAUCUAACCGACCUCAGGUGCAGCAACCUGCGCAAGCCUCUCUCUUUGGGUCUAACCAGCAACCUCACAUGCAACCGGCUUACAACCAACAGCCAAGUGCCCAGAGUAAUGAGGAACUGUAG
This is a messenger RNA of Penicillium nucicola, 756 nucleotides long. RefSeq names its product putative glutamine rich protein. Lineage: Eukaryota; Fungi; Ascomycota; Eurotiomycetes; Eurotiales; Aspergillaceae. The transcript has a single exon. The record is from RefSeq and is a predicted model, not a curated record. Bases 1 to 756 code for a protein of 251 amino acids.